Tetrahymena thermophila SB210 is the source of this 1582-nucleotide messenger RNA. RefSeq names its product class I/II aminotransferase. Gene Ontology annotation, biological process: biosynthetic process. Gene Ontology annotation, molecular function: pyridoxal phosphate binding; L-kynurenine:2-oxoglutarate transaminase activity. The transcript has 6 exons. Gene Ontology annotation, cellular component: cytoplasm. The record is from RefSeq and is a predicted model, not a curated record. NCBI's taxonomy places the organism in Eukaryota, Ciliophora, Oligohymenophorea, Hymenostomatida, Tetrahymenidae.
UUAAGUUUGAUAUCAUUAAGAUUUUAUAAUAAUAAAUGAUUGGUAAUUUAGUAAAAAAUUAUAAAAAUCUUAAAGCAUUUAAUCUAUUAAAAUAAUUCAUUCCAAAAGGAUUUUCAACCUAAAAAAAGAUGUCUUUAGAUAGUUAAAUAGAUAUACAACCAUCAAAGUUUAUGCAAAAGCUUAUAAACCCCACAAUUUUUGAAUUGAUAGUUCCUUUGUCACAAAAAUAUCAAUCAAUUAACCUGGCUUCUGGUUUUCCUGACUGGGAAACCCCUGAGUUUUUAUGCAACGCAGUCACAGAAGCUUUUAAACUGCCUGAACAUCAAUAUGCCCCUGUUGGUGGUCAUCCUGCUCUUAUUUAAAAGCUUUGUGAAAGAUAUUCAAAAUCAUUAAAUAGAAAUAUUCUUCCUCAAAAUAUAUCUGUUGGUUUAGGUGGUAGCGGAGUUAUUUAUGAUAUCUAUACUGCAUUUUUGAAUGAAGGAGAUGAAUUAAUUGUUUUUGAGCCCUUUUUUGAGUACCAUUCUAAAGAAGCUAAAUUAUUAGGUGUAAAUGUUAAAGCUUGCAGUUUAAUUGAACCUGAAGAUUUUGAAAAUGGAGAAUGGCAAAUUGAUUUCAAGCAAUUCGAGAGCUUGAUAAAUGACAAAACUAGAAUGAUAGUCUUAAAUUCUCCUCACAACCCUACAGGCAAAGUUUUUACAAGAGAGGAGUACCAAAAAAUAGCUGAUAUAGUCAAAAAAUAUCCUAAGGUCCUUGUUCUAGCUGACGAUGUUUAUGAAACUUUAAUUUAUGACAAUAAAGAAUUCCCAAGAUUUGUAGAUAUUCCUGGGAUGUUUGAAAGAACUUUAUAAGUUUUCUCAUUAGGAAAAUUAUUUAGUUGCACUGGAUGGAGAAUUGGUUUUUGCAUCGGACCUGAGUAAUUCAUAAAAAUAGUUCGUGCUACUCAUGCUAUCAUUUGCUAUAGUGUUCACAGACCAGUUUAAAUUGGAUUUGCAAAAGCAUUAGAUGAAGCUAAGUCUAAGUAUAUGGGAACAGAUGAUAAUUAUGAAGUAAAUAUUAGAAAAAGAUUUGAAAAAAAUAGAAAUGUAAUUUUAGAAGGAUUCAAAAAUUUAAAUGCUAAUUUGAAGUUAAAUAAACCUUAAGGUGGAUAUUUUAUAGUAGGUUCAUUAAAAGAUCAUGUAGGCAAAAUUCCUCGUAAAUAUUUUUUUAAAGACUUUGAAAAUGUACCUGACGGUGAUGCUUUACUUGGUGAUACUCCUUUUGAAGAAUUUGAAUAAGCAGAAGUAACACCUGACGUUGCUUUCUUCAAGUAUAUGAUUAUAGAAAAAGGAGUUACAGUUAUACCAAUGUCUUCAUUUUACAUUUAAGAUGACGAAAAAAAUCUAAAAAAUAUUAAAGGGAGAUAUUUCUUUAGAAUAGCACUUCCUCGUAAAGAAGAAACAAUAAAUUCUGCUUUUAAAAAGCUUAAUCAAACAUUAAAACAGAACUGACUCUAAAAAUGAUAUUAAAAAAAUUGUUAUCUUUAAUAAUAUUUAUAAAAAUUUAUAAAAAAAUGUUUAUUCAAUAAUAAAUUAAUUUAAUAUUA